Molecule: messenger RNA, 1838 nt
Organism: Exophiala oligosperma
Lineage: Eukaryota; Fungi; Ascomycota; Eurotiomycetes; Chaetothyriales; Herpotrichiellaceae
Exons: 1
Coding region: 44-1465 (473 amino acids)
Biological process (GO): tRNA dihydrouridine synthesis
Cellular component (GO): cytoplasm
Molecular function (GO): tRNA dihydrouridine synthase activity; flavin adenine dinucleotide binding
Source: RefSeq, a predicted model, not a curated record
CGGAGGACCCCUCUCAUAUUCUACUCGUACCACAACCUUUCAUAUGACUGUCGGCCAUGCUGCUCGGCCACAGUCUCUGCUACGACGCACUGUAUCCUUCGUAACGUUCACCCGAGCCUUCUGCCACACUCCCCUCAGAAUGGCGUCCCUUACUCCCGCCGAUAAUUCUUCAUCUGCCGUCCCUCAUGUUCCUAUCCCGAAGAAUGGCGUCGACUACAGAGGCAAGAUCGUUCUUGCACCAAUGGUGCGCUCAGGAGAACUGCCUUCACGUUUGCUAGCCCUGAAAUACGGUGCGGAUCUAGUUUGGGGACCAGAAACAGUUGACCGGUCCAUGAUCGGGACAACUCAACGCACAAACCCUCGUACGGGUUGUGUAGAAUGGAGUCGGAACUCGAACAAUCAGAAUCCAGAUGGCCCCGAGAAAGAUUCGGUCAUAUUUCGCAUCGACCCCAAACGAGAAUCGGAUAGACUGAUAUACCAGAUCGGCACUUCCAACCCUGAUUUGGCAGUGCAGGCAGCAACGCUUAUCGCACCCUAUGUACGUGGAGUCGAUGUUAAUGCAGGUUGCCCGAAACCGUUCUCUACCUGCGGCGGCAUGGGAGCUGCUUUACUCAAAACACCAGACAAGUUAUGCGACAUCUUGACGACGCUGGUGUCGAAGGUGGGUAUACCGUACGAAAUUGGCAUCAGUGUCAAAAUCAGACUGCUCGAAACGCCGGAAUUGACAUCGAGUCUGGUCAACAAACUCUGUAAGACCGGGAUCACUGGUCUGACCAUACAUUGCCGGACAACACCAAUGAGGCCGAGAGAACGUGCCAUUCGUGAGCAACUGCGGAUGAUUGGCGACAUAUGCAGAAGUCACGGCGUUGCCUGCUUGAUGAAUGGGGACGUUACAUCUCGUGACCAAGGACUCGCUCUUGCAAAAGAAUAUGGCGUUGAUGGAGCAAUGAUUGCGACAGCUGCUGAAGCGAACUCGUCCGUUUUUCGAUCUGGACAGCAGGGCGGCCUUUUGUAUUGGGAGGAAGUGGUUAAGGAAUAUAUGAAGUUCGCCAUCAGCGUUGAAAACAGAUACAGGAACACGAAGUUUCUAUUAUCACAACUUAUGCCUGGGAAGAGUCCCAAAUAUCAGCGCAUUCAGAUGUCGAGGAGCUACAGCGAGGCAAUAGCCAUCCUGGAAAUCACGGACUCCGAAUUUGUGGAAAUGGCCAAAGAAGUCGAUCAUGUCUUGCAACUUGACCUCCCCAGAAUGACCAAGGCAGACAUGAAGCGGCUCAACAAACAACAUGCAAAGGAGAACCAAGCGAAAAACCAAGAAAAGAAGAGAGCUCUAGAGCAGAGUCAUGAUCGAGGCACGGAAAUUCCGAGUCCAAGCGAAGAACGAAUGAAGAAGCAGAAGGCAGAGAUAGCGGCAGAAAACGCCGGCUUUGAAGGUCUUGGACAGGGUGCCAUGGCCGUUGCAGUGUGAUCAGUCGACGGCACAGGCCCAUUAAUAUUAAUUGACUUCACCAUCGGAUGAUCAAGAUUUCAGUUUAACAGUUUACUCCAGACGACGUGAACGCGCCAGUGAGCGCGUUGAAAUGCCGACCUUGUCCUCGAACGAGGCUGUCAGAUGCUAUAUCAAGGAUUCUAUAUCCAGCAUGACCUAAGCAAAAGGCGAAUAUGCUGAACCAGCGAACACCAGACCAAGUCCCCGCUGGAGGAUCGUCGCCACAUCGUCCCAGUAAGAGCGGCCAGAUGUCCUCUCCGUGUCGCUAGAUCUUGCGUCACAUUGUAUAACAGAUGCUACAUUCUAGCAGGCCUCUCACAACAUUGUAUGAACAAUAUCAAUGAAUUUCGAG